GCGUCAGGACCGGGUGCCUGCUUACAAUUAGGAGCUGGGAAGAUUGGGGUGGCCCCGUUCUUGUCUCGCAGUUCCUUGCCAUGGCUGCUGCUUUACUGGGCUGACCCCCCAGUGUUGUGCAGGAGACAGGGCUGGUGAGCAAAGCUCCUGCUCUCUUGGUCCAUAGAUCAGCACUGUGGUGCCCAACCCAGCACAUGGUGUGUGCUAUGUCCCCAUGGGGGGCAGGACACUUUCUGGCCCCAUGCACCUCAUUCCCUGUGCCAGCUGCAGCCGCAGCACUCCCCCACACAGCCAGGGCAGGAAGAGGUGGCAGGGCUGCAGCAGGAUAAGGCAUGACACUGCCCACCCUCCUGCUGUAUCACCCUCAACUUGUAUUUUCCCUGCUGGGCCUUCACUGCCCAGAUCUAUGGAUGCUCCUAUGCCAUGCUGGAGGCUAGACAAAGCCUGGGCUCCUGGUGUCCCUGUCCUGCAGCCCCUGCAUUGGGCCCCACAUUCUUGGCUCCCCAGAGGGAGCAGCAGGUUUAUGUUUGCCAAGUUCUGCCUGGUUAAACCUUAACCAAGCUGGGUUGCUCCAUCGGUCCCUCCCAGCCGGAGAUAAGGAUGGGCAGGCAAGACCAGGGCCUGGUGGGACGUACUGCCCCGAACCUGGCUGCUUGCCUCCAGGGCAGGACCCAGCCCCUGCAGAGCACCCUGCCCGGUCUGGGGGCAGCUGCCUGCCCCUCCAGCUUGCCCCCUGCCUUCCUCAACGAGUCCCCACUGAUACAAGGGCAGCAGGUUGUGGCUGGGGCUGGAAGCUACCAUGUUGAAGCCAGUGGGACUGGAUGGAGCUGGAAGCCCUUGUGCUGGGGCUCACCCAUUGCUCCAGGGCUGACCCACUCCCUCAGUGCCAGAAGGUUCACAUCACCCCAGCACAUGGAAUGAGCCUGCUCAGCCUCAGAUCCUAUGCACAUACACAGUACAGUGAGCUGGGGCUUCUGUGCCCCAAACAAGAGCCGUUCAGGGGAGGCCAAGAGAAACUUCCAGGAGGAAAGAGCCCCCCAGGCUCCGGCCCCCACAGGAGCCACCGUGCUGCGCGGGCUCUGGCUGGCCGCAGGUGCCACCACAGCGGGAGUGGCGGCAAGUGCUGGGGCCAGGCACAAGGGGCGGCUGUGUUCCCGCAGCUCCGGCUGCCUUCCAAGAGCAAUAUUGUUGGCACCAGGCAGGCUCCCUGCACCGGCAGCACAUACAUGGGCCUUUCAUGAGGAGAGUGGGGAUGAUUUACUGCCUGGGGGAAGGGGCAGGGGCGGGAGGAUGGAGCCCCAGCAUGCCGGCGCCCGGCCCCUUGUGCGUGCUCACUGCCGCGGGGCCCCGCACACGUGAGCAAGGCCAAGGGUCUGGCCAGGGGGUCGUCGCUCCCAGUGGGACACGGGGCAAGAGGGAUCCCUCUGCACCAUCUGUGGAGUUCUGAGAACACGCUGAAAUCUCUGGGCACCCCGCUGUGUCUGAGCUAAGUAACCACGGCUCACACAUCGCUUGUGCCACAGUGAUGGGGGCAGCCCAUGAGCUGGGGGAGAUGGGGGCACCAGAGGAGGGUGCUGGGGCAGGGAGCACCCACAGCACCGAGUGCUGUGCUGGCACAAUCCCCCCUUGUUGAGCUGCUGCUGUGGCAGAGGCCGCUGUGGUGCUGCCGGCAGCGGGUGGCAGGCGGCGGGGCUGGGCUGCUGUGAAGGGCUUUUUGUUUGCCAUCAGUUGCUGUUAUAAAUCAAGCCAGGCAGCCCAACCCCAGCAGCCCAGCCCCAGCACUGCCCCACAGCAGGGAGGUGACCAGUUCCCAGCCGCCUACAGCAGAGCCCCACCAAGCCCUGGCCUGUGCUGGCAUUGUCCUGGCCCAAUGGGGAUGUUCAGUGUGACGCUGGGCAACGUGCCCACACUGGUCUGCUUGCCCUUCUUCCACUCAGCACUGGGGAACCCUGGGAUACAGGGAAUCUUUCCAUGUUCAUCCCAGGCUGCGGCUCCCACAGGCUCCCUGGAGUUCCAGCUCUCCCUGGUGUUCCCAGUACUGGGAACGUCCCUUUCUUUCUGGUUUUAAUUUGGUUUUGGUUCGAAUUGAGCUGAACCCAACAUUUUUCUGUGCUUCCGGCACGCUGUGAACUCUGCAGGGGCGGCCGCUGCUCCGUGAAAUUGAUGUUCUCGUCCGCUUCACGCGUCAGCAGGAAUGAACAGCUGCUGGGGGCUGCUGGCCCCCGGGACUGCUCUGUGCACCUCUGCACCCCAAGGGGACACCAGUACUCCAGAUGGGGAGCAGCACAGGGUGGAUGGUGCUAUGGGAGACUGUAGCACCUACCAGACCUCAGUGAAACCAUGUCAUGCUGGAUGGUUUGGCACAGUGGAGCAGCAUGGACAAGGCUGUGCUCAGGACUCACCGUGUGGCCCUAUGAAAUGAGGGGUGACAGUGACAGUGUACCCCACUCAUAGGGCCUGAAGAUCCAUACCAGGCAUGGGCAAGACUGUGUGUGGGGCUCAGCACAGCCCUGAAAGAGCUUGCUGGAAAGCAGCUGGCAAAGCAGAUGGGGAUACAGGAAAGGAGAGAAGCUCUAGGGCCAGAUCCUGGCCAUGUACUGAGGGACACUGACCCCUCUUGAUGGCAGCAGGAUGCUCAGGGGACAUUGUUCCUUGGGAUCACACCAACUCAGAGUGUCUGAGGACAGGCUUCCCCCAGUGCCCAGGGGUCUUGCAUGGGCCAACGAGCAGCAAGGCCCGGGCAUGGUGGGGUCUGCCUGCCCCAGUGCAGGCAACAGCAUAGGGAAGGUGAGGGCGAAGUGUUUAUGGGCUGGAUUAGGCCACUCCAACGCUGGCUCGCACCUUAGCCACGUUUUAUGGCACUCCGUUAUGGGCUCCUAAUGAGGGUCACAGCCACUUUAUGGCACUGACAGCGAUAAGCUACGAACUAAUUAUGGCACAAUUAGCGUGUGGGCUGCUGGGCACCCAGCAACGCUCAGCGCCCAGCCUGGGCCACGACCUGCUUGGGGCUGGAGUGCUCCCACUCCCAGCUAUCGGAGGGAAACGGGGGUGGCCUUGCCCCCUGUCCCAUCUGCUGCUCCCCACGCGUGGGGUCUGCCUGGAGGACAGCACAGGAGAGCAGCCCCGGGUGUUUUGCAGCCCCCUGCGCUCCUCACCCGCGAAGGGAGGCUGCACCGGCGGAGCCGGGAUGGAGGGGCCGGGGGCCGCCUGUCGCUGCUGGGGGGGAAAGGCCGGUGCUCCCCCCCACUUCCCCCGUGCAGCUCGGCGGCAGGUCGGUUUGCAGAGAUGCCGGAGAAGCGGGGCCGGUCCCCGUUCCCCCCUCCCGCCUCCCCAGCGCUCCGGGCGGGGCCGCUGUAACCCGAGCGCGUCCCUACAAAGUGCCCGCGCCCCCGAGGCGGCGGCAGAGCGGGGCCGGAGCCAGCCCGGAGCGAGCCCCAGCCCUGCCCGCAGCCGGAGCCGUCCCGAGCCCGCAGCCGGAGCCGUCCCCGGCCCUGCCGCCAUGGGGCCACGGUGUGGGGCCCGGCGGCGCUGAGCCCGCUGUCCCCGGACUUUGCCCCGGCCCGCAGCGCAGGCGGCUCCGCCGCAGGAGCCCGUCACCGCCGGGUGCGACCCCCGCCUGGGGGGGCCUGGAAGAUGCGGCCCCUCUUGCAGGUCGUGGCGGGGCUGCUGCUGGCGGCGGCUGCCCGGGGCAGGGCGAUGGAGCCAGAGCUAUUUGAGAGACCCUUGCUGGAGUCAGAAGACGAACAUCUCCUACUGGACCCAGGCAACACAUUGAAGCUGUACUGUGACGCCAACCAGAGUGGUGCCAGUGUGGUCUGGUACAAGGAGUCCCGGCCACUCGUCUCGGGGGGUCGCAUCCAUCUCCGUCAGAGCCUGCUGGAGAUCUCAGAGGUCUCCUACGAGGACUCGGGGCUCUACGUGUGCCGGGCACGGGGAACUGGAGAGGUCCUGCGCAACUUCACCAUCUCUGUCGUCGACUCCCUGGCGUCAGGUGAUGAUGAUGAAGAUAGUGAUGGGGACAGUCCCCACAGAGACCGAAAUGAGGAGUCAGUCUAUGUGCACAGAGCUCCUUACUGGACUCACCCACACCGGAUGGACAAGAAGCUGUAUGCAGUCCCUGCGGGGAACACGGUGAAGUUCCGCUGCCCGGCCUCAGGCAGCCCCAGCCCCAGCAUCCGCUGGUUCAAGAACGGGCGCGAGUUCCGAGGGGAGCACCGCAUCGGGGGCAUCCGGCUCCGGCACCAGCACUGGAGCCUGGUGAUGGAGAGCGUGGUGCCCUCUGACCGUGGCAACUACACUUGCCUGGUGGAAAACAGGUUUGGCAGCAUCCGCUACAGCUACCUCCUGGACGUGCUGGAGAGGUCCCCGCACAGGCCCAUCUUGCAGGCUGGGCUGCCCGCCAACACCACAGCCCUGGUGGGCAGCGAUGUGGAGUUCUUCUGCAAGGUCUACAGUGAUGCCCAGCCCCACAUCCAGUGGCUGAAGCACAUUGAAGUGAAUGGCAGCAACUACGGCCCCGACGGGGUUCCCUAUGUGCAAGUGCUCAAGACUGCAGAUAUCAACAGCUCUGAGGUGGAGGUGCUGUACCUGCGCAAUGUGUCCAUGGAGGAUGCUGGCGAGUACACCUGCCUGGCAGGGAACUCUAUUGGCCUCUCCUACCAGUCUGCCUGGCUCACCGUCCUGCCAGAAGAGGAGCUGGUGCGGGAAGCUGAGGCCCCAGAGACCAAGUACACAGACAUCAUCAUCUACACCUCGGGCUCACUGGCCGUGGCCAUGGCCAUUAUUAUCGUGGUGCUGUGCCGGAUGCAGACUCAGUCGAGCAAGCAGCACCUGGAGCCUAUGGCAGUCCACAAACUCUCCAAAUUCCCACUCAUCCGACAGUUCUCCCUGGAUUCCAGCUCCUCCGGGAAGUCCAGCACAUCCCUGAUGCGGGUCACCCGUCUCUCCUCCAGCUGUGCCCCAAUGCUGGCUGGUGUCAUGGAGCUGGACCUGCCCCUUGACGCCAAGUGGGAGUUCCCCCGGGACAAGCUGGUGCUGGGGAAGCCCCUGGGGGAAGGCUGCUUUGGCCAGGUGGUGCGGGCAGAGGCUUACGGCAUAGACAGAGACCGGCCAGACAGAGCCGUCACCGUGGCUGUCAAAAUGCUGAAAGACAACGCCACCGACAAGGACCUGGCUGACCUCAUAUCCGAGAUGGAGAUGAUGAAGCUCAUGGACAAACACAAGAACAUAAUCAACCUCCUGGGAGUCUGCACACAGGAUGGACCACUGUACGUGAUUGUGGAGUUUGCUGCAAAGGGCAACCUGCGCGAGUACCUCCGUGCCCGCCGCCCCCCGACACCUGACUACGCUUUUGAUGUCAUGGCAAUGCCUGAGGAGCAGCUCUCUUUCAAGGAUCUGGUCUCCUGCGUCUACCAAGUGGCCCGUGGCAUGGAGUACCUGGAGUCCAAACGGUGCAUCCACCGGGACCUGGCUGCCCGCAACGUGCUGGUGACAGCCGAGAGCGUGAUGAAAAUCGCUGACUUCGGCCUGGCCAGGGACGUUCACGACAUCGACUACUACAAGAAAACCAGCAACGGUCGCCUGCCAGUGAAGUGGAUGGCCCCUGAAGCCCUGUUUGACCGUGUCUACACCCACCAGAGCGAUGUGUGGUCCUUUGGGAUCCUGAUGUGGGAGAUCUUCACGCUGGGGGGUUCCCCAUACCCUGGCAUCCCUGUGGAGGAGCUGUUCAAGCUGCUGAAGGAGGGGCACCGCAUGGACCGGCCAUCCAACUGCACCCACGAGCUGUACAUGCUGAUGAGGGAGUGCUGGCAUGCUGUGCCCUCCCAGCGCCCCACCUUCAAGCAGCUCGUGGAGGGGCUGGACAAGAUCCUGGCAGCUGUUUCAGAGGAGUACCUGGACCUCUCCAUGCCCUUCGAGCAGUACUCGCCCUCCUGCGAGGACACUGCCAGCUCCUGCUCCUCUGAUGACUCCGUCUUCACCCACGACCCACUGCCGCUGGCUCCUCACCUCUUCUCCUACCCCAGCGUGAGGACUUAAGGGAGGGCAGGGAAGGGUGAUGCUGAAGCCACCUCUGCCCUUGCAGGGAGGGGGUCCAGGUUCCCAAAGGUCCCUGCUUUGUCUGGGCUGAGCAGUGGGUGGGCAGGGCCCUGAGCCACAGCACCAGGGCAGGGUGUCCCUCUCCCUGGGUUCCUUUUGGGCACUGAGCCAUCAGCCCUGGCUGAGAUCUGCCUGGUAUUGUGGGGCAGCAGGAGCUAGAGCCUCUCCAUGUGGGCACUGCCUGGGAUGCCCAUGGCAUUGCCCAGGGAGAUGGGCUAUGGCCAGCGCUUCAGUGGAAGUGUCUCUGGGCAGGAGCCCCACCGCUGCCAGGCUCCUGCUGCAUCUGUACAUAGCCACAGAGAUGAAUAUUUAUGUACAUGAAAUUUCAACCUGAUAAAUUAUUUUUUUUGAAUACACCCCGGUGCAGUUUCUGGGCUGCUCCUGGAGCACAAAUAGCUCACCUAAGCUUGGAGGGCAGGUCAGGGUUUGCCUCCUCACUGCCUCCUUGCCCCAGCCAGUUCAGGGCCUGCAAUCACUCCUGGGGGACACAGAGACAGUGCCACAGGUGCAGGAAGUGAUGUCCCCACUCCUGUGCCUCCAGGCCUGCUCCAGCACAAAGCACCCUUGCAUCUGUUCCCCAUUAGCCACUGCUGCACUAAGCCACCGUGAACUCCGCUACCAGCACUACCCUGAAACUGAUCCCCCAACUGCCACGGGCUCCCAGGCUGGGAAAGUGCUCUGGGGCCCAGCCCCACGCACCGGGGACCCCCCGCACCCUCCUGCCCCGGCCGGCCCAGCACUCCAGAUAAAAGUGAGUUAUGGGCUCUGUCUCCCCAAAGCCCGUGGGAGCACAAGUUGGGGGUCUGCAGCCCCUGCUCUCUGAUGCCUGCUUUGCCCCCCCUUGCCCUGUGUGCCCAGCAAUGACGGCAGCGUGGGCAAGGAGGGCUGCAGCUGUCUCAGCCCCUCCUGCCAGCCUGCUCCCUGGGUCUAGGGUUUCAUCUAGGGCCAGGCUUUGCCGGCCGUUAGUCCCAGGAUCUGGUUUCCUCCUUCAGCUCCCAGCUGCACUCACAGCCCCCCGCCUGGAAGCUGCCUCUUCCAGCAUGGAAGCUGGCUCUGGCACAGCCUGCCCCAAAACAGCCCAAGGUGAUGGGGGCUGGCAGGUGCUGUGGGGCAGGACCUGGGCCCAG
Messenger RNA from Passer domesticus (house sparrow), 7223 nucleotides. RefSeq names its product fibroblast growth factor receptor 4 (gene FGFR4). Gene Ontology annotation, molecular function: fibroblast growth factor binding; ATP binding; fibroblast growth factor receptor activity. The transcript is spliced from 18 exons. The coding region runs from base 3634 to 6036 and encodes 800 amino acids. NCBI's taxonomy places the organism in Eukaryota, Metazoa, Chordata, Aves, Passeriformes, Passeridae. Gene Ontology annotation, cellular component: signaling receptor complex; plasma membrane. Gene Ontology annotation, biological process: positive regulation of kinase activity; regulation of bile acid biosynthetic process; multicellular organism development. The record is from RefSeq and is a predicted model, not a curated record.